GAUGGCACUGUGAUUAUACAUACCAUUCAGAAAGGUCAGUACAUGCGGACUUUACGACCACCUUGUGAGAGUUCCCUAAUCCUGACCAUUCCCAAUUUGGCUUUAUCUUGGGAAGGACAUAUCGUUAUCUACUCCAGCAUUGAAGAAAAGACCACCCUCAAGGAUAAAAAUGCACUGCACCUGUUUUCUAUAAACGGCAAGUAUUUAGGGUCUCAAGUCCUGAAAGAACAGAUAUCAGAUAUAUGUAUAAUUGGAGAACACAUUGUCACAGGCAGCUUACAAGGACUCUUGUCUAUAAGAGAUCUCUACAG
Molecule: messenger RNA, 311 nt
Organism: Dipodomys ordii (Ord's kangaroo rat)
Lineage: Eukaryota; Metazoa; Chordata; Mammalia; Rodentia; Heteromyidae
Product: neurobeachin-like protein 1
Exons: 2
Biological process (GO): intracellular protein localization
Cellular component (GO): membrane; cytosol
Molecular function (GO): protein kinase binding
Source: RefSeq, a predicted model, not a curated record